Molecule: messenger RNA, 3914 nt
Organism: Cricetulus griseus (Chinese hamster)
Lineage: Eukaryota; Metazoa; Chordata; Mammalia; Rodentia; Cricetidae
Source: RefSeq, a predicted model, not a curated record
GGCUCCAAGGACCUCUUUCUGUGCUGCUUUCUCCUUCUUCCCAGCAUUCCUUUUUCCUCAUUCUCACGGCUCACUGAGUUUUGCGCCACCCGGCACUUCGCGCCCAGGGCUUUGAUGACGUCAUGUUCCUGCGCCGCGUGGACGCCCGCCGGUGAAAGAAGGAAUAGCUCAACCGCCCUUCGCCUUCUUUUGUUGGACUGCCGCUCCUUCCGAAUCAUGGCGCCAUCGCUGUGGAAAGGGCUUGUCGGCGUCGGCCUCUUUGCCCUAGCCCACGCCGCCUUCUCUGCUGCUCAGCAUCGUUCUUAUAUGCGACUAACAGAAAAGGAAGAUGAAUCACUACCGAUAGAUAUAGUUCUUCAGACACUUCUGGCCUUUGCAGUUACCUGUUAUGGCAUAGUUCAUAUCGCAGGGGAGUUCAAAGACAUGGAUGCCACUUCAGAAUUAAAGAAUAAGACAUUUGAUACUUUAAGGAAUCAUCCAUCUUUUUAUGUGUUUAAUCAUCGUGGACGAGUGCUAUUCCGACCUUCAGAUGCAGCAAGUUCUUCAAACCUUGAUGCAUUGUCCUCUAACACGUCAUUGAAGGUUUUAGGAAUCCUGAAAAAACCAUGUAACAACUGCAUUUUGCAGCACAAGAGUCAAAUGGUCUUUAGUUCUUAUUAGACCAACUUCUUAAAGAAGACCAAAGUGGUGAUUUUGCAGUUUUUCUUAGCUCCCCUAAAGAGUGACUCUGCUUUUAUGGGUACUUGCCAAUUUACCAAUGGUUUCUCUCCAGACCCCAUAUACCUUCUAACAUCAGCUGUCUUGUUUCAUCACUCUGAGAUUCUGUGUGCAGUGAGCAAUUUUUGUGUCAGAAAUUCUAUCAUAACAUAUAUAUUUAACAAAUUCAUCUUGCUGUUAAACUGCUCAUGUUUUGUUGUAAAACUUUCAUUGAUUAUAUAAUGUAAGACUAGUUGAAAGUAGACCAAAAAGACAAUUUGUGACUUCAUUAUCUUGCCUGUGUAGAAUAGUAUUGAUUGAGGAAAACUGAUUGCCAUUAUCCAGUUUCGUGCAUAUAAAGUCUAUUGGCUUAUUUAGUGAAUUAGUGAAAAUAGGAAAUGUCUCAUUUAAUCUAAAUGCACAUGCAAGGAAAUUGGGCCAAAUAGGUUCUAAAUAUUUGGAGCUAAUCUAUUUCAGUUCUCUUAGAAAGUUAAAGUCAUUUAAGAAGUUGCUUUAAAGCUUCUGAUUGAGAGCUGGCUUGGCAUUUUCUAUCUUCACUAUGGCGCUAAAGGUGAGCAUAAUGACACAGCAUUGAAUGUUUUUCAGGCACGGUAAUCUUACUCUUAGGAAAAUUGGAGUAGCUUUUUCUGCUAGGAAACUUAGAAGCUCAACAUUACUUUGUAGAGAUUAUUGCUUUCCACAAGCAUCAACACAUUAAUUUUGUUAAAUUGUAUAGGUGUAAAGGGAAUAACUGCAGAUUUUGAUAGGAGAAAAACCUCAAGCCUGUGUGUGUGUUUGUGUGGUGUGUGUGUGUGUGUGUGUGUGUGUGUGUGUUUUGUUUUGUUUGUUUUGUUUGUUUUGUUUGUUUUGUUUGUUUGUUUGUUUGUUUGUUGUUUGUUUCAAGCAGGGUCUUGAUAUACAGAUACUCCUACACUUGCUGGCAUAUUUUUCAUUAGGAAUGAACCUCAGCCUUUCUACCCAAUGAGGCCCAGCCUCAAAGGACAAGAUUAUUUGUCAUUGAUUUGUUUUCGUUGUUUUUGUUUUUUGUUUGUAAACAAGAUUUCACAUAACCUGAUCUAGCCUCAACCUCACUAUGUAGCCAAGGAUGAUCUUCAUGCCUCCACCUCCUCAGUGCUAAGAUUAUAGGUGCUGCCACUAUACCUGGUUUUCUGGGUCCUGGGGAUUGAGCCCAGGGCCUUAUGCAUGCUAAGCAAGCACUCUAGAAACUGAGCUAUAUCCCAGCCCCUUGGCAUUGGAUUGGGAUUCUUUUGUUUUGCUAAGCCUAUGCAGCACUGACUCUGUUCAGAAAUUUCUACUCAGAAAUCUACUGAUCGCCUAAAAUAAUUUAUAAACAGUCUAAAAAUGUGAAGUCAAGCCAGGUGUGGUAGCAUGUGCAUGUAAUCCUAGCACUUAGGAGGCUGAAGCAGGAUCACAAGUUUGGGGCAAAUCUGGGCUAUCUUAGUGAAUCCCUGUCUUAAUCCUAACCCCCCCAAAGUGAAUCCAAGGACUAACAUGAUGAUAGUGAAAUCGAAAUGGCAUGCAAGAAGCAUGCUGUAUAUCAGGCUUUUUCUACUGUUCUCCUUGACUACUACUAGUUUUCUUCUCUUGGGGGACUGUCUUCCUUCUUAAUGUGUUUUCAUAACAAUGUUACUGAGAAUUAAUCUACAUGCUUUGUAAUUUCAUUCUUUUAAAGGGUAGAGUUGCCAGAUGUGACUCAUACCUGUAAUCCUAACACUCAUGAGGCCAAGGCAGGAAAGUUGUCACACAAAUUCAAGGCCAGAUUGAGAUACACAUUGAGACCUUAUCUUUAAAGAAGUUAUACAAAUUUAAAAGAGUACAAUUACAGCCUAGCGGUGGUGGUGCAUGCCUUUAAUCCCAGCACUUGGGAGGCAGAGGCAGGUGGAUCUCUGUGAGUUCAAGACCAGCCUGGUCUACAAGAACUAGUUCCAGGACUCCAAAGCCACAGAGAAACCCUGUCUCAAAAAACCAAAAAAAAAAAAAAGAGUACAAUUAAGUAACUUUUAAUAUACUCACAAAAUUGUGCAACUACAUGAUAAAUCUAGGUCAUUUUACUACCCCUAAAGAAGCCCUGUAUUCUUUAGUAGUCACCUCUGAUUUCCUCCCAGUGUGUCCCACCUACAUCCUAGGGAGCCAAUAGUCUAUAUUUGUAUAAUCUGAUCAUUUACUAAAAAUGAAUUAAUGCAAUAUUUAGUCUUUGCAAAUAAUUUCCUAAAUAUGGUUUCCUAUGUGGAGUGAACAGUCAUCUUGAGAACCCAGAACCCAAUACAGUGAGUGGAAGUGGUUGAGGGGCUGUUACUAGACGGCUUGUCUAGCACGUUCAUCCACAGUAUAACAGGAAAACACAGUAGUUGAUAAAUAAAUGAAUUUAAAGACGGAAAGCCAAUACCUGACAGACUUCUCAGUUAAUUGUGUUACAUAGACUAGUUUUCCUUCUAGCCAAACUUCCAUUCUGUACUACUGCUUCUAAUAUUUAUUUAGUUUGUACAAUGGAUAUUAAAAAAUCUAUUCUUGCCUACUCAGCCAGGAAAAUCCUAAAAAUAAUGCUAAAUAUUUGUCAGAUAAUUGACAUAGUAAAUUUUAAAUGUGUCUACCAUUAUGGACAGCUUGUAUACCUCAGACCAGGUAAACGUCCCAAUUUUUUUUAAAUCAACUUCAUUGAAUUUCUGCUAUCUUGAAAUACGGUACUAUAAAGCUAAAUAAGAUUUGGGUGCAUUGUAACAGUGCUAAGUGUGUUCAGUACAGAAUUUUAUUUACAGUACUGUGUGAUAGUUCAUUACUGCCUAGGGUAGUUCAAAAACAGCAAUGUGAGCUAGUACUAGGUAAGCCUAAAAUUACAUAAUUUCAGUGACAUUAAAAAGUAGGAGACACAUGCAAUCAAAGUUCUCCAGAAUGCAGGAACACUCUUCAUAACCAGGGAACUAGCCAAAUCCUAUGAGCUCAUAGCUCAGCUGCAGGGAAUAAAUAUUGUGAAUUGGUGGCAAGUAUGCACAGUAACUCCCUAAUGAUUGCUUCCUAAGCAUACUUUUGAGUGACACGACAGCAUCUUCCUGGCUGUAUGUGACCUAUUUCCAUGAUGUAUUGAAUACUGUUGUUUGUGAGCCUUGAUGCCUGUAACACCAAUAAACCCAUUUUUCAAUAUGUUUCCUCUCUUUAAAUGACCUUGACCUGUCCAAUAAAUAAGUGGUUGUCUCACCUUG